Molecule: messenger RNA, 664 nt
Organism: Pangasianodon hypophthalmus (striped catfish)
Lineage: Eukaryota; Metazoa; Chordata; Actinopteri; Siluriformes; Pangasiidae
Gene: uts2b
Product: urotensin 2, beta
Exons: 4
Coding region: 17-400 (127 amino acids)
Biological process (GO): regulation of blood pressure; blood vessel diameter maintenance
Cellular component (GO): extracellular region
Molecular function (GO): hormone activity
Source: RefSeq, a predicted model, not a curated record
AUCAUCAGCUGAAGUGAUGCUGUGUAAAGCGGUCCUCUCCUGCGCUCUGCUCCUCGCAGCUCUGCAGCCUCUUCUCGCACACCCCAUCACACAGUUGGCUGGCAUGUCCUACACGGGGCCUGUAUCAGAGGAGGAGCAGGUGAUGAGUCCAGACGAGAUGUCGUACUCUGAGCAGGCGUUUCUGUCGCAGGGGUCAGCGGGAAUCGGCUUCCCUUCCUUCCUCACAGGAGACAACAGCAGAGAAGCUCUCAGAACAGCCGGCUUUAUUCCCAGCCAAGUGGUGAAAGAGGUGCUGAUAGAAAAGCCCUGGUUGAACCCACUCAGCCGUGUCCUGGGUGGCAGGAAACAGUACAGGAAGCGAGGGGGAAACUCUGAGUGCUUCUGGAAGUACUGUGUCUGAAAAUAAACACACACACGCUGCACAUGCAUGCUUACAGGCUGUCACACAUGCCUGCAUAUACAAUGACCUAGAAAAGACUGUGUAUAAGUAGACUAUCAGAUACGACUUUAUUUUGUACAUCUACCUUUGGCACAGGUGUAAAUAGAGUAAAUAGUGUGUAUAACAAUAUAAAUAAAUCUAUGUUUCAAAAAUGGUUGUCUACUCUUCCUUUCUUUGUAAUGUAUUAUAUAUAUAUAUAUACACACACAUGUCGCUGUGGUGUGA